AUGGCUGUGAGUGCAUUUCAAAAGCUGGAAAAAAUAGGAGAAGGAACCUAUGGCAUUGUAUAUAAAGCUAGAGAAAAAGGCAGUGGCAGAUUGGUUGCUUUGAAGAAGAUUAGGCCUGAAAGUGAAAACGAGGGCAUACCUGCCACAACAAUAAGAGAGAUUCUCCUUCUGAAAAAUCUUAGGCACUCUACAAUAAUAAAUCUAAUGGAAGUUAUCCACAGUGAAGAUAAAAUGUAUUUGGUUUUUGAAUAUAUUGAAACAGACUUAAAAAAGUUGAUUGAUUUGUACAGCCGAAACAAUAAAAAAUUUGAUUCUGAAAUAUUAAAAAAAAUGGCAUUUCAACUGUGCACAGCUGUUGGAUUUUGCCACUCCAAGAAUAUAUUUCACAGAGACUUGAAGCCUCAAAACAUUCUUGUGGAUGAAAAUUUUAAUAUCAAGCUGGGGGACUUUGGACUAGGCAGAGCAGCUUCUAUCCCGCUCCGGCAUUACACUUCCCAAAUCAUCACUCUCUGGUACAGACCGCCAGAGCUUCUACUGGGAUAUGAAUAUUAUGAUUCGUCUGUUGAUGUUUGGUCAUUGGCAUGCAUUAUUGUCGAAAUGCAUACAAUGCUACCAUUAUUUAUGGGAGAUUCCGAAAUAGAUCAAUUAUAUAAAAUCUAUGGUGUUUUGGGAAUUCCCACAAAUAGCCACUGGGAUGGUGUUGAGUCAUUGCCAAAUUACAACAAAAGCAUGUCAAAGAUUAAGCCUAUAGGAUUGAGUUCAAUAAUCAACCAGAGAGUAUUAGAACAAUUGAUUGAAAAAAUGCUCGUCUACAAUCCUUUAAGAAGGAUCACUGCAAGCGAAGCACUCGAAGAACCGUACUUCAAUGGAUUGGAACCUAUUCUUGAAUAA
This is a messenger RNA of Vittaforma corneae ATCC 50505, 891 nucleotides long. Its product is annotated as CMGC/CDK/CDK2 protein kinase. Bases 1 to 891 code for a protein of 296 amino acids. The transcript has a single exon. Gene Ontology annotation, molecular function: ATP binding; cyclin-dependent protein serine/threonine kinase activity. Gene Ontology annotation, cellular component: nucleus. The record is from RefSeq and is a predicted model, not a curated record. NCBI's taxonomy places the organism in Eukaryota, Fungi, Microsporidia, Nosematidae. Gene Ontology annotation, biological process: protein phosphorylation.